This is a messenger RNA of Letharia lupina, 1821 nucleotides long. RefSeq lists its product as uncharacterized. NCBI's taxonomy places the organism in Eukaryota, Fungi, Ascomycota, Lecanoromycetes, Lecanorales, Parmeliaceae. Bases 1 to 1821 code for a protein of 606 amino acids. The record is from RefSeq and is a predicted model, not a curated record. Gene Ontology annotation, molecular function: protein kinase activity; ATP binding. Gene Ontology annotation, biological process: protein phosphorylation. The transcript has a single exon.
AUGGUCUUCCUGGCGAAGGACACGAGCAAUGGUGAUCUCGUCGCCAUCAAAUGUUUGAGCAAGGCUUCAGCGGAACAGGAUUGCCCUGCAGUCGACGUCGAUGAGAACUCAGUGGAGCUUGCCUGCCAUGGCCGCCUUGGUCAUCACCCGAACAUUGUCAACCUCCUCGGCUCGUUCGAGACCAAGGCCCACAUCUACCUGGUCCUGGAAUACUGCUCCAUGGGUGAUCUGUACGAAGCAAUCCGUCUUGAUCGUGGACCUCUUGAGACCAACAAAGUGCGAGAGUUCAUGCUGCAACUGGUCGAUGCUGUUGAGUUCAUGCACGCCAAGGGGCUCUACCACCGAGAUAUCAAGCCGGAGAAUAUCUUCCUUUCCGAGGAUGGCUCCAUGAAGCUCGGUGACCUUGGGCUGGCUACCACUGACGCUUGGUCACAUGAAGCUUGCGUUGGCAGUGACAGAUAUAUGGCUCCUGAACAAUACGACCCCACAGACAGUGGUUACUCUCCUGCAAAAGCUGAUACCUGGGCCAUUGGUAUCUGCUUGUUGAACAUACUUUUUUCACGCAACCCCUUCGUGACACCAACGGAUUCGGAUAAGCUGUUCACCGACUUUGCACGAGAUACCCAAGCUCUCUUCGACAUCUUCCCGAACAUGUCUCAGGACACAUUCGGAGUUUUGGUUCACGCGUUGGCUAUCGACCCCACCAAGCGUUCCUUGUCUGCCGUCCGUGAUGCACUCAUGAACGUAGUCAGUUUCACUACAGACGAAGAGGUCCUGGAUGACUUCUGCACCGAGGCUCGUGACGUCGCUCCUCCAAGUGCCAAUCGGGAGCCUUUUCGAACACCAUCCAUCUCCAGUCCUCCCGUUGAUCAGGGUGGUGCUUUCCCAUGGUCCAAGGCCCUUCAUAUGAGCCCACACCGACGCCAGCUGUCUGCCGUCCCUGAUACGGAAAGUUACACCGAAGACCUCUUUCCUGCUUCUGAAAAGGAUCGAAACUCUUGGUACUCUUUCGCUCAAAAUUCGUCUACCACUUCUGGUCUGGACUCCAUCCUUGGUGCAUCUGUCAAAUCGAUGGCCUUGCAAGCUCCCGCUCCUCGCCACCCUCCACGCUCCAAUCCGGUUCCUGUACCUUCAUCAUUGCCCUCACGCAUAACAUCUCUUUCGUCCGUGUUCGGCAAGAAGAAUAGCUCAGCCUCGAAAAGCUGGACCGACAUCUACGACGAAGAUGAGGAGGACGAGUUCAUGAAGCGCGAGGAAGUAGUCGAUAAGAGACGCGAGUACAAUAGCCGAACUUGGAGCCAGGAGAGCAAAGACAAUGACCCCACUCUUCAUCGCAGCGGUCUUUCAGAGAUCAAGGACUCUUCAGCUAAUGCCAGGACCCAAAGUCCCCACCAGUUGAAGCGUGCAACUACAGACACAGUGAACGACAGCGAUGUGUUCAUGUUCGAGGAAGCAGCACCACGCUACUCCCCUCCUCCGAAGAGAAAUUUCUCUCCUGCUCUAAAAAGGGGGAUUACUCAGGAUUCUACUCCAAAGCGUUCCAUCAUGGACAAGUGGUCUGCACUAGGUAACCGUAGGCGUCAGUACAAUCAUGGGCCAGAGUCUAUGCCGGAGACGAGUCGGAAAGCGACGAACACUGGGAAUUGGCGCACUGGUUUUGGGUUGAAGGUGUUCUCUGGGAACGGUGGAUGGGACAAGGGUAGCAGGAAGGAGAAUGUCGAUGCAAAGGUACGGGAUUGGCGCCGGGAUGCUCAUGCGAAGACGUCGCGCGAGAGCCUGGACGACGUCGAGUGGGUGGGGGCUUCAAACCCUCCAUUGUAG